This is a messenger RNA of Sphenostylis stenocarpa, 1005 nucleotides long. The record is from the annotation of a GenBank genome assembly. Lineage: Eukaryota; Viridiplantae; Streptophyta; Magnoliopsida; Fabales; Fabaceae.
AUGGAAAUAGCUUUAUCGAUUCCCUACCAACGUUGCCAUGUUGAUGAUCAUGUUGGGACAAGUUUUGGUUCGAUAUCCCCAACGUUGUCUGAAAAGCGCAGGAUGUUCAUUCUCGGUAUGGGAUUCGUGGGGCAAUCACUUGCACGCAAACUCCACAACCAAGGAUGGGUCGUGUCUGGGACUUGCACAACACACGUGAAGCAGAAGCAGCUCCAGGACAUGGGGUUUCAUGUUCACCUUUUCGAUGCAAUCCACCCCGAUCUGGAUAUCCUAAGGCUACUGAAAAAUUACUCUCACAUUCUUGUUUCUGUGCCCCCUCUUGUUGGCGUUGGUGAUCCGAUACUCCAGCAUAAAGAACUCUUAAGAAGCUCGUUAGUCAAUUCGAAUCUUCAGUGGCUCAGUUACUUGUCUUCAACUAGUGUCUAUGGAGACUGUGCCGGUGAAUUGGUGGAUGAGGAUUAUCCAACAAACCCGGAAAGUGAGUUGGCUAAAUUAAGGUUAAGUUCUGAAGAAGGUUGGUCAAAUUUGGCUCACGAUCUUGGGAUCUCACCACUUUUAUUUCGACUGGGAGGUGUCUAUGGCCCUGGUAGAAGUGCCAUCGAUACAAUAAUCAAACAGAAGCCUAUGUCAGAAGGUCAGAAGAGAAGAAGUCACCGAAAAUACACAUCCAGAGUACAUGUUGAUGACAUCUGCCAGGCACUGAUGACUACUGUUUAUGUACCUCCCCCCAGGGAAGUUUACAAUAUCGUUGAUGAUGACCCUGCUCCGAGGGAAGAAGUAUUUGAGUAUGCAAUGAAAUUGGUGGAGGAAAAGUGGCCAGGUCUGAAGUUACAAAGUGUGGAGCAGAGGCGGAAAGAGUGGUCAAAUGUAAAUCCAAGGGGUGAGAAGCGAGUGUGUAAUGCCAGAAUGAAGAGGGAACUAAGGCUCCAACUACUUUUCCCUGAUUACAAAUCAGGAUUGAAGAGUGUAAUUGACCAAAUUCAGAGUCCAUUCCACUGUCAUUAA